AUGAAACUGCUAGUAACAUCUACUGAGGAUCAUGGAUUUUUCAAAGGAAGAAUAGCCUUGCAUAAAGGAGAUACAAUUUUACAAGAAGGAAUUAAGGUUGCCAAGGAGAUGCUUGAAACUACUAGCGAUAAUUCAGAAAAGAGCAAGGCUUCGCUUGAUCAAUCAAAAAAUGAGAUCACUGUGUCUGUAUGGGAUUUUGCAGGUCAGAGUCUGUACUAUUCAACACAUCAGUUCUUUCUGAAUGAGAGGUCUAUAUAUGUAGUUGUGAUGGACAUGACAAGAAGUUUGAAAGAUGUUUUAAGUAAAUCAGAUGGAAUUGGAAUUUGCUGUGGUUUGGUGGAUAGUUGUACCUAUUUGGAUGUUUUUAAAUUUUGGCUUAAUGCAAUUCACAUGAACAGUGAUUAUCAAUCUGGAGAAAGGACAAUACAGCCAACUGUUAUUUUAGUUGGCACGCGGAAAGACGAAAUGAAGGGGAGUGCUGAAGAAAAAGAGAAAAAUAUGAAUUUGUAUUUUGACAAUGCUUUAUGUAGCUUUGAUAAAAACUCACCAAUCUUUAAUCACAUUUAUAAGAACAGAUUUCUUGUAAAUAAUUUGUCUCCAAAGGAUUCUGCUUUUGCAGAGUUACGAAAAGAAAUUAUAAGUUUGGCUGCAAAGCAAGAUUACUGGGACAAAGAAUAUCCAGUUCGAUGGAUUCACAUGGAACAAACAUUGGACAAAAUGAGAGAUGAAAAGAGGCAGAUAGUUAAAAUGAAGGAUGUUGAAAACGAAGAUCUUGAAAACAUACACCCACUGGGUAAAGAAGAGCUUACCUCGUUUCUUGAAUUGCAGCACAAACAAGGCAAUAUCAUUUUUUUCAACUCGGGCGAACUUAAGGAUUUUGUUGUUCUUGCUCCUCAAUGGAUCAUUGAAGCUUUCAAAUGUUUCAUACCGCAUAAUCAUAAAAUAGAAGCCACUGUUUUGAAAGAUUGGGAAGAAUAUAAAAAAUAUGCUAUUCUCAAGCCAAAUGUUUUGGACGAAGUUAUGAAAAACAGUCCUCCCUAAUUACAUGAAUACCAGCCUGCUGUUAUAAAUUACAUGGAAUAUCUAAAUGUGAUAGCCAAGCCUUUAACAAGUGAAGAGGGUAUCACUGGAAUCCCGUUAGAUUUCUACAUCGUUCCUUGUCUGCUGAGCAGGGCACCGUCGCCACUACAAAUCUUUAUUUCCCCACCUGGUAAACCCCAAACACCAGUUUUAGCUUUUGUGUUUUGCGGAAAGUUUUUGCCCCCCUCUUUCUUCCACAGGCUUGUUGCAGUGUGCAUUCGUGUUUGGCCAAUCAGCCAGGAACGUGACCAAUAUUGUUUAUUCAACGGGUUGGCUAUAUUUACUCUUAAUGAAACAUAUACAUUGAGAAUAUGGUAUAUGGAUUACAUUAUUUAUGCAAGGAUAGUUUGUUGCUCAGAAAACGAGAAGUUAGACAAUUUCAUCUGGCUGUUUCAAGAGGUUCGACGCAAACUUAAGAAACAUUUAAAAUACUUUGUUCAUCAAUCUUCUUCUGUAUUUGAAGAGUGCAUUCAAUGCCCAGACAUGCAGGUGUCCUUGCACAAUAAAGGGUUGUUCAUAGUAAAACAGUUCAAGUACAAAAAAGCUAUGGCUUGUCCAGUUUGUAGUCUGCAUGCUGUGACACGAUCAAAUGUUAUGAAACAUUGGUUCAAAGAGAAGUUAGAUCGAAUCGAAACAGAUGAUGAAUAAUAUGGGAAAAAACUAGUGAUAUAGAUCAUUACAAUCCUAAAAGGUAAGAUUGCCCCUUUUUUCCAUGUCUAGAGAUCAGAGAACAACCGCCACUAGACAGCUUUUAAAAACUGUAAAACAAUCUUGCCCACUAGUGACCAGACCUGUUUGGUGAAGGUCAAUUUGAAUUGAUUGUCGAGUAUUUUGUUUAAUGUGCUCAUAUUGCUUUAAUGUUCAAGUUGGGUGUUAUGUUUACUCUAAUUGUUGCAUGUUACCCUCCAGAUUUGUUAAUUGCAUAUUAGAGUAAAUACAUUAUUUUUGAUAUCACAGUUAUUGUGAAUUCUUUUUAUGAAUUGAGUGAAAAUGUAUGCAAUGUUUCUGAACAUGGUAAUAUAAAUAUCAACACAGAUACAGCAUAUAGUAUUCAUUUAUGUUCUUAAAUCAAGAAUCGCCAUUAAACGUUUUGUCUGUGACAAGUUUAUUUUGCAAACUGUGCUAUAACAUGUUAAACAAGCAAUUUUCCCUUUGUUUUGGCAAUAUCUUUGUGAAAGGUGAUUCAAAUUCCAUAUGUUUAUUAUGACCCCUUCGAAGAAGAGGGGGUAUAUUGUUUUGCAAAUGUCGGUCCGUCCGUUCGUCCGUAUGUCCGUCCACCAGAUGGUUUCCGGAUGAUAACUCAGAUCGCUUAGGCCUAGGAUCAUGAAACUUCAUAGGUACAUUGAUCAUGACUCGCAGAUGGCCCCUAUUGAUUUUGAGGUCACUAAGUCAAAGGUCAAGGUCACGGUGACCCGAAAUAGUAAAAUGGUUUUCGAAUGAUAACUCAAGAACGCUUAUGCUAAGGAUCAUGAAACUUCAUAGGUACAUUAAUCAUGACUCGCAGAUGACCCCUAUUGAUUUUCAGGUCACUAGGUCAAAGGUCAAGGUCACGGUGACCCGAAAUAGUAAAAUGGUUUCCGGAUGAUAACUCAAGAAUGCUUAUGCCUAGGAUCAUGAAACUUCAUAGGUACAUUGAUCAUGAUUCGCAGAUGACCCCUAUUGAUUUUCAGUACACUUGGUCAAAGGUCAAGGUCACGGUGACCCGAAACAGUAAAAUGGUUUCCGGAUAAUAACUCAAGAACGCUUAUGCCUAGGAUCAUGAAAUUUCAUAGGUACAUUGAUCAUGACUCGCAGAUGACCUCUAUUAAUUUUCAGGUCACUAGGUCAAAGGUCAAGGUCAAGGUGACACGAAAUAGUAAAAUGGUUUCUAGAUAAUUACUCAUGAACGCUUAUGCCUAGGAUCAUGAAACUUCAUAGGGACAUUGAUCAUGAUUCGCAGAUGACCCCUAUUUAUUUUCAGGUCACUAGGUGAAAGGUCAAGGUCACGGUGACUUGACACAGUAAAAUGGUUUCCGGAUGAUAACUCAAGAAAGCUUACGCCUAGGACCAUGAAACUUCGUAAGUACUUUGAUCAUGACUCGCAGAUGACCCCUAUUGAUUUUCAGGUCACUAGGUCAAAGGUCAAGGUCACAGUGCCAAAAAAACGUAUUCACACAAUGGCUGCCACUACAACUGACAGCCCAUAUGGGGGGCAUGCAUGUUUUACAAAAAGCCAUUGUUUAUUGUAAAUAUUGCACACAAAUUGUAUCAUUAUUUUUUGAAACUUUUUUUUAAUGAAUUUAUGAUGUUUACUAAAUUAUCCACACCGAAAGUGAAAUUAGAUUCAUAACAUUGAGCGACUAAAUAUUGGUUAAGUUUGAGGAAGAUAAUUAAACCGAGUCAAUAUAGUAUCUAUGUAAUACAGACAAAUAUUGCCAAUUGUAGUACUGGAUAAAAAAAAGAUGACAGGUUUUGUUUACAAAAUGUUUUGACCGGGUUGAGUAGUUAUCAUAUUGUUAAUUUAUUUGCUAAUUAUAAUUAAGUGUGUUUAUUUGUCAAUACCAUGAUGUUCCAAUGAUGAAAGUUUGUCAUUAAGUAUUUCUUUGUGUAUUAUAAUUAAAAUUGUAGGUUACUAGAAUUGAUAAUUAUAAUUUUUGUUUAUUAUAUAAUAUAAUUUACUUAUUUUUGU
Molecule: messenger RNA, 3748 nt
Organism: Dreissena polymorpha
Lineage: Eukaryota; Metazoa; Mollusca; Bivalvia; Myida; Dreissenidae
Product: probable serine/threonine-protein kinase pats1
Exons: 2
Coding region: 1-1041 (346 amino acids)
Source: RefSeq, a predicted model, not a curated record